This is a messenger RNA of Oncorhynchus masou masou (cherry salmon), 12614 nucleotides long. It is a transcript of the gene cdh23, whose product is annotated as cadherin-related 23. Lineage: Eukaryota; Metazoa; Chordata; Actinopteri; Salmoniformes; Salmonidae. Gene Ontology annotation, cellular component: catenin complex; plasma membrane. Bases 436 to 10536 code for a protein of 3366 amino acids. The record is from RefSeq and is a predicted model, not a curated record. Gene Ontology annotation, molecular function: cadherin binding; calcium ion binding. The transcript has 68 exons. Gene Ontology annotation, biological process: homophilic cell-cell adhesion.
UAGCUAUAGCUCAUCAAAAUCAUAGCUCUGUAUAUGGUCUGGUAUACCACGGCUUUCAGCCAAUUAGCAUUCAGGGCUCAAACCAUCAGUUUAUAAAAUGCUACAACACAGGGAGAAGCAAAACGGGAGUUGGUGCAGAAAAAUUGUAAGUGCGCACCGAACAGGGCAGCGCGUGUCGGAAUUUUCUGUAGCCUAUGCUGAGGUGAAGUUGAAGUGGAGAGCCAGAGCCAAGACGUGACAUUUUCGACUGGAGGUGGAAAAAGUGUUGUGAGAGGGAGAGAAGAAGAGAGAGAGAGAGGGAGAGAGUGGAGCGUAAAUAAGUAGCCUACCUAUAGCGUUUACUUUCCUAACGCAUCACAGCAGGACCGUGGAUCGAAUCUCAAGGCACUUAGCCCCUACGGACAAGGACAAGGCAGUGCGGAGCAGGAGCAGGCGAUGUUGUGGAGUGUGGGUUUUGGUGGCAGGAUGACUGUAGCCAAGCUCCUCCUAUUCAUCUUCAUCCUCCACACGUUUUGCGAAGCCUCCAACCAGCCUCCACGCUUCCAGAACUACUUUUUCCACUCAUACCUUCUCAUCUAUGAGAACACACCAGUUGGCACAUCAGUGACCCAGCUAGAGGCUCUGGACCCAGAACAGGAGCCACUCAUCUUUGGUGUCGUGGGAGAGGAGGCCAUGAGGUACUUUGCCGUGGCGAGAGACACAGGAGUGGUGUGGCUACGACAGCCUCUGGACCGCGAGACCAAGUCGGAGAUGCAGGUGGAGUUCUCUGUGAGUGACAGCCAAGGGGUGGUCAAAGACACAGUAAAUAUCCAGAUAGGAGACGUGAAUGACAACUCCCCAACUUUCCAUGGCCAGCUGUACACAGUACACAUCGCAGAGAACACUCCAGUGGGCACCUCAGUGUACCAGGUAAAUGCCACAGACCCAGACCAAGGCACAGGGGGAAGUGUGCUCUUCUCCUUCCAGCCCCCUUCUCCCUUUUUCUCCAUCGAUGGAGCCCGUGGUACGGUCACUGUCACCAGGGCCCUGGACUACGAGACCACCUCGGCCUACCAGCUCACUGUCAAUGCCACGGACCAGGAUAAGAAGCGGCCUCUAUCCAGUCUGUCUAACUUGGCAAUCACCAUCACUGAUGUCCAGGACAUGGACCCUAUCUUCACCAACCUGCCCUACAGCACCAACAUAGAGGAGGACGCCCCACUGGGCUAUGAGGUGCGCAAGAUAAAAGCCAUUGACCAGGAUCUGGGGAGACCGAGGGGCAUUGGCUACACCAUCAUCUCAGGCAAUACCAACAGUAUCUUUGCUCUGGACUACAUCAGUGGCUCUCUGACGGUAAAUGGACAGCUGGACAGAGAGAACCCCCUCUACUCACCCGGAUUCACUUUCACCGUCAAGGGCACUGAGUUGAACGAUGACCGUACACCGUCAGAUGCCUCGGUGAUGACCACCUUCACCAUCCUGCUGAUUGACAAGAACGACAACGCGCCCAAGUUCAACAGCUCCGAGUACCGUGUGCACAUCACCGAGCAGGCCCAGGUGGGCUUCGCCCUGCCUCUCUUCAUACAGGCUGAAGACAAGGAUGAGGGAGUGAAUAGUAUGUUUCAGGUGUUCCUAACGGGGAACAACUCGGAUCACUUCACCAUCUCCCCCACGGCAGUGCAGGGCCGGGCUGACAUCAGGAUGAGGGUGGCCGUGCCUCUGGACUAUGAGAAUAUUCGCGCCUACAGCUUCUCUCUAUUUGCCAAUGAGUCCAUGUCAGACCAUGUGGGUUUUGCUCGUAUCUAUAUUGACCUGAUCAAUGAGAAUGACAACCGGCCCAUCUUCAGUAAACCUCUGUACAACAUCAGUCUGCCUGAGAACACUCCCAGAGGCACCUCCCUGCUACGCAUCCAGGCCAUAGACGGUGACUUUGGCACAUUUGGGGCCGUGCGGUACUACUUCAGUGACGAGCCUGACCAGUUUUUGUUGGAUGCUGAGACGGGAUGGGUGAGUCUGAGGGGAAAUCUGGACUACGAGCUGAUGCGUCGGUUCACCCUGACCGUGCUGGCCCGGGAUGGGGGUGGAGAAGAGACCACGGGCAGGCUGAGGGUCAACGUGCUGGAUGUCAACGACAACACACCACUCUUUCAGAAGGAGGUAUACAUGGGUUCUCUGAGAGAGAAUGAACAGACCACACAGCAGGUGGCCCGAGUCAGGGCUACAGAUGAAGACUCUCCCCCUAACAACUUCCUGACCUACACCAUCACAUCAGCAUCUGUAUUCCGUAGUUACUUCAGAAUUAUCAUGGUGGAGGGCUACGCAGUGAUCAGUGUGAACAGCCCACUGGACUACGAGAUGGUCCCUGAAGGACUGAUCUACCUGACUGUGAUGGCCAAAGAUGGGGGGAACCCAGCCCUCAACAGCAGUGUCUCUGUCACCGUGGAGCUGUUUGAUGAAAAUGACAACCCACCAAAGUUCAGCAAGCCAUCCUACAUUGCCAAGAUCCAUGAGGACAUCAUUGCAGGGGCGACAGUUGUGUUUGUGAAUGCCACUGAUCUGGAUGCAUCCCGAGAGUUUGGACAGGCCUCCCUCAUUUACUCCCUACAGGGCUCCUCCCAGUUCCGCCUCAACACUCGCUCAGGAGAGAUCACCACUACAGCCUUACUGGACAGAGAGCUGAAGUCGGAGUAUAUCCUUAUUGUCAGAGCAGUGGAUGGAGGGGUGGGGCCACUGCAAAAAACUGGCAUUGCCACGGUGAACAUCACCGUCCUGGACAUCAACGACAAUGCCCCUAUGUGGCGAGAUGAGCCCUACCAUGCCAACGUGGUGGAGAUGAGCCCCAUGGACACUGACGUAAUCUCUGUGCUAGCGGUAGAUCCAGACGAUGGGGACAAUGGGACAGUGGUGUACAGCAUCAGCCCAGAGAACCCCUUCUACACCAUCAAUAGCAGCACAGGGAAGAUCAGGACCAGCGGGGUUGUGCUGGACAGAGAGAGCUCCAACCCCAAAGACACACUGCUCAUGAGGACCAUCAUCGUGUCUGCUGUUGACAUUGGCAGACCUCCGCUGCGUUCCUCAUUCAGCACCACGGUGUACGUCAACCUGCUGGACCUGAAUGACAACGACCCCACCUUCCUUAACCUGCCCUUUGUGGCCGAGGUGCCAGAAGGCCUGCCUAGUGGAUCCUCUGUGUUCAAGAUCCAGGUGGAUGACCCUGAUGAGGAGGAGAAUGGUAUGGUUACCAUGGCGCUACAGGUGGGCAUGCCACGCCUUGACUUCUAUCUCAACAGCACCACGGGCGUGCUGUACUCCACAGCAACGCUGGACCGUGAGCAGAUUGGCCUGUACCACCUGAGGAUUGUGGGAUACGACCAAGGACAGAACCCGCGCACCUCCACCAGCACCCUCACCAUCACAGUCCUAGAUGCCAACGACGAGACCCCCACAUUCUUCCCCAAAGUGUACAAUGUGUCCCUGCAGGAGAAUGUACCCAGGGACGAUGUGGUGGCUCACCUCAACUGCUUCGACAACGACUCCGGCCUCAAUGCUGAGCUCAGCUACUUCAUCACAGGUGGUAACCAGGAUGGUAAAUUCAGUGUUGGCUUCAGAAAUGGUGUGGUCCGGACUGUGGUUGCCCUGGACAGAGAGACACAGGCUGCAUACACACUGGUCAUAGAGGCUAUCGACAAUGGUCCAUCAGGCAGCAGGAGGACAGGCACAGCCACAGUGUUUGUAAAAGUACUGGAUGUGAACGACAACAGACCCAUCUUCCUCCAGAACAGCUACGAGACCAGCAUACUAGAGAAUGUCCCCAUAGGAACCAGCAUCCUUCAGGUGCAGGCCACAGAUGCAGACCAGGGCGAGAACGGCAGGGUUUUGUACAAGAUCAUUUCUGGAAACAGUAAAAGUCUGUUUAGCAUCAAUGAGCUCUCGGGGCUUGUGACGCGGGGCCAGAGGGCUCUGGACAGAGAGAGCAGCAGCUCCCACGUGCUAGAGGUAGAGGCCUACAACAGAGACCAAGGCAGGAUGAGGAGCUCCGUACGGGUGAUAGUGUAUGUGGAAGACGCCAACGACGAGCCACCAGUGUUCACCCAACAGCAAUACAACCGCCUGGGCCUAAGGGAGACCGCUGGCAUUGGCACCUCUGUAAUCGUAGUCCGAGCCACAGACCCCGACACCGGUGAUGGCGGGGCUGUGGCCUAUGCCCUCGUCUCUGGGUCCGACCAUAAGUUCGAUGUGGACGUGAGCACGGGCCUGGUGACCACUGUGGACUACCUAGACUACGAGACCAAGACCAGCUACCUGAUGAACGUGUCGGCUACUAACCAGGCACCGCCGUUCCACCGUGGCUUCUGCACGGUCUACGUGACCUUACUUAAUGAGCUGGACGAGGCAGUGGCGUUCUUCUCGGCGGGCUACGAGGUGUCAAUCCUAGAGAACAUCGCCACGGGAACGGAGGUGGUGCAGGUACAGGCGCAGUCGGCGGACAACCUCAACCAGCUGUCGUAUCGCUUCGACCCGGACACAUCGCCAGCCGCCCUCACCCUUUUCAAGAUUGACAGUAUCACAGGUCGUAUCACAGUCACAGGUCUGCUGGACAGAGAGAAGGGGGAUAUCUACACCCUGACUGUAGUGGCUGAUGAUGGGGGACCAAAAAAAGACUCCACUGUGAAAGUGUCAAUCACCAUACUGGAUGAGAAUGACAACAGUCCUGAGUUUGAUAUCACAUCUGAUUCGUCGGUGGAGAUUCCAGAGAACACGCCCAUCGGGAAGAGAGUGGCUGUGGUGCUGGGGCACGACAAAGAUGCUGGGAAUAAUGCACUGGUGAACUUCAGUCUGGUGGCAGGGAACAUGCAGGAUGUGUUUGAGAUCCGGACAGUGAACCACACCAAUGGAGAGAUCUACGUCAACUCCCCUCUGGACCGAGAGUCUGUUGACCGCUACCUGCUCAAGGUGCGUGCCAUGGACAGCGGUGUGCCUCCCCACUACAGCGACCUCUCUCUCACUGUCAACAUCCUGGACGUCAACGACAACACACCCAUCAUCGAGAGCCAGGGGGGCUACAACGUCAGCAUCAGUGAAAAUGUGGGGGGUGGUACGUCCGUCCUGCGCGUGGUGGCCACAGACCAUGACAUCGGGACAAACGCCAUGCUCUUCUACUACAUCACCUCGGGUAACCAGGACCUCACCUUCCGUAUGGACCGCAUGACAGGUGAGAUGACAACCCGACCAUGCCCACCCGACCGUGAGCGCCAGCAGGAGUACCAGCUAACCGUGAUGGUGGAGGACGACGGUACACCUCCACUAUCGUCAUCGACCACCAUCUACGUGCAUAUAGUGGAUGAAAACGACAACGCACCAGAGUUUCCAGAGGAGGAGUAUGUGACGGUGCUGAGCGAGGGCCCCGACACCUUGGGGGCCACCAUUGCCACAGUAACCGCCAUCGACCCAGACGAGGGCCUCAACGGCACCCUCCGAUACACCAUCGACCACGGCAACCUGGCCAUCACCUUCUGCAUCAAUCAAACUACCGGAAAGAUUGUUGCAGUGAAGGAGCUGGACUUUGAGAUCAGCAAUGGACACUAUGCACUUGUCGUCACAGCAACAGACCAGUGUCCCAUCCAUGCCCUCCGCCUGACAUCCAGCACUACGGUGUUGGUGAAUGUCCUGGAUGUGAACGAUGUGACCCCCACCUUCCCCAAGGUCUAUGAGGGGCCAUUUAAGAUAACAGAGGGCCAGCCGGGGCCCCGGGUCUGGACCCUCAAAGCCACUGACCAAGACUCUGGACUCAACGGCAAAGUGGAGUACAGCAUCACUGCCGGAGACCCCCAGAAUGAGUUUGUGAUAUCUCCAGUGGAAGGAGAGCUGCGUGUGAGGAGAGAUGUGGAGCUGGACAGAGAGACCACACCCUUCUACAACAUCACUGUCAUGGCAAAAGACCUGGGCAAACCACCACGCAGCAGCAUGGUGGUGGUGGGUGUCCAUGUUCUGGACAUCAAUGACAAUGACCCCGUGCUGCUCAACCUGCCCCAUAACACCAGUGUGAGCGAGGGGGCGUCCGUCUACACCUCGGUGGCCAUUGUCAGAGCGCAGGAUGUAGACAGUGGACGCAACGCCCUACUCACCUACAACAUCACUGCUGGAAACCGCUACGGCGCCUUUUACAUCAAUGACACUACAGGGGUGGUGCAGGUGAACAGGCCUCUGGACAGAGAGAGGGUGGCGGAGUACAGACUGGCCAUUACAGUCAAAGACAACCCUGAGAACUCCCGCAUUGCUCGCCGGGACUCAGAACUGCUGGUGAUCACAGUUUUGGAUGAGAAUGACAACAGGCCCAUAUUCACACAGACCGGCUACCGGGCUGAGAUCACUGAGAACUCCCCCACAGGCAGUGCUGUGUCAAUGUUGAACGGACCAGUGUUGGCUGAGGACAAAGACAUUGGGCCCAAUGCUGUGGUCAGGUACCAUCUGCUGGGAACAAGACAGGACCUCUUCACUGUGGACUCUGAUACAGGUGUGGUGCGUGUGCGACAGGCGGCGCUGUUGGACCGCGAGAUGUUUGUGGAGCCUCGGGUGGAGCUGUUCCUGGUGGGGGAGGAUGUGUGGGGGCUCAACAGCAGUGUACCCCUCACUGUGACAAUCCUGGAUCAGAACGACAACCCCCCUGUCUUCAACCCCCCCAGCCUAACUGUGCACCUUCCUGAGAACAGCCCCACUGGUGUGGUGGUGACCCAGCUGUCUGCUAGUGACGCUGAUUCAGGCUCUAACGCCUGGCUGCUCUACCGGCUGGAAAGUGGCGCGCAGGACCGCUUCAUAGUCGACUCCCUGUCCGGCGCCAUUCUGGUGGGCAACGCCAUCCUCGACCGUGAGGAGCGUGGCUCCUACCGCCUGGUCAUCUUGGCUACAGACCGCGGCACGCCCUCGUUGUCGGGCACUGCCACCCUGUCGGUCAUCCUGGAUGAUGUCAACGACUCACGACCACGUUUCAUUGAACCCGUGACGACUAUCAAUGUAAACGAGUCUACACCACCAGGCGUGGUGGUGGCUACGCUCGCCGCCGAGGAUCAUGACCUACGACCCCGGCUGGAAUAUUACAUCAUCUCUGUGGAGGCCAAGGAUGAUGGGAAUAACCCUGUAGAUGGGCUGCAAGAGUCUUUCGGCAUCGAUUUCCACACGGGUGCUGUGUUUGUGCAUAACCCACUCAACAGAGAGCUGGUGGCCACAUUUGAGAUCCUUGUGUCGGUGCAUGACAACGCCAGUGAUGUCAUCGACAUGUCAGUCAGCGUACCUAAUGCGAGACUGACCGUGAACGUGCUGGAUGUGAAUGACAACGCCCCGCGGUUCAGACCCUUUGGAGUUGCCAACUUCUCAGAGAAGAUUCUGGAAGGCGCUCAGCCAGGCACCACUCUGCUGUCGGUGUCAGCCGUGGACCCAGACAAAGGCCCUAAUGGACAGGUCAUCUACCAGCUGCUACACUUGCCCCGAGGGGACUACCUCAGACUGGAGGACCCCUCUACUGGUAAGAUCGAAGCCAACCGGACAGUGGACUUUGAGCAGGUGCAGUGGCUGAACUUCACAGUGAGAGCUCAGGACCACGGCAGUCCACCCAGAGUGGCUGAGCUUCCUGUCUACCUACGUAUAGUAGACAUCAAUGAUAACAAGCCCAUCUUUACACAACCCUCUUACCAGAAGCCAGUGUUUGAGGAUGUUGACUUGGGCACGGUCAUAGUGACAGUCAGUGCCACAGAUGCAGAUUCGGGCCUCUUCUCUGUCAUCGAGUACGGCCUGGUAGACGGAGAGGGCAAGUUUGGCAUCACUCCCUCCACUGGUGACAUCUACAUUCUGUCUCCACUGGACAGGGAGACUAAAGACCACUACACCCUGACGGCCAUAGCUAGGGACAACCCUGGGGGCAGCCCCAACAACCGACGGGAGAAAUCUGUUCAGGUCUUGGUGACCGUUCUGGAUGUGAAUGACUUCCGUCCACGGUUCUCAGAUCAGGUCUUUGAGACCAGUGUGUUUGAGAACGAGCCCAGUGGGACAUCUGUGAUCACGCUGACUGCCAAUGACCUGGAUGAGGGGGAGAAUGGUCUGCUGUACUACAGCCUGCAGGGCCCAGGGGCAGAUGCCUUCUCUCUGGACGCUGACACAGGCCUGGUGCGUUCUCUCCGUCUGCUGCAGUCCUUUGAGUGCUUUAACCUGACGGUGGUGGCUACAGACCAGGGCAAACCACCCCUCUGGGGCACCGCCACCUUACACAUCAUCAUCAUAGAUGUCAACGACAACAGGCCCAUGUUCGUCAGGCCCACCAAUGGCACCAUCAUGCACAUCAUGGAGGAGCAGGCCCCAGGCCUGCUGGUGUACGAGGUGUUUGCGACAGAUGGGGAUGAGGGGGUGAAUGGAGAGGUGCGCUAUGCAUUCCUCCAGACAGGUUCUAGGAACAGAGAUUGGGAGAACUUCCACAUUGACACUAUUACAGGAGUUAUCACCACCGCCGUCAAACUGGACCGAGAGAAGCAGGCCCUGCACAGCCUGAUUGUUGUGGCCUAUGACCUAGGUCAGCCCGUGCCUUAUGAGACAACCCAGCCCCUACAGGUGGCGCUGUUGGACAUCGAUGACAACGAGCCUGUCUUCUUCAAGCCCCCGCGAGGCAGCCUAUCGUACCAGACUCUGUCUGUGGCAGAGCACUCUACUCCAGGGACAGUAGUGGGUAAUGUGAAAGGAGCUGUGGACGCCGACGAAGGCUCAAACGCUGUAGUCUACUACUUCAUAGCAGGGGGAGAUACUGAGGGGAACUUUGGCCUGAACCCAGGGGGCAUACUGAAGGUGAAGAAGGAUCUGGAUCGUGAGGACAUCUCAGUAUACUCCAUCAUCGUCAAGGCCUCCAGCCACAGGAAUUGGGUCCCACCCAGGGAUCAGAGGUCUGCCCGGGGCAGAGCCCUUGACCCCAGCCAUGACCCCACCCUGCAGGAGAUCAGAAUCUACCUGGAGGACAUCAACGACCAGCCACCGCGCUUCACCAGGCUGGAGUACACUGCAGGUGUGGCAGCUGAUGCCAAGGUGGGCUCAGAUCUGAUCCGGGUACAGGCCAUAGACAACGACAUAGGGAACAACAGCCUGGUGCUGUACCAUGUCCUGUCCAUUCGCUACAUUAAACUCCAGUCCAAUGACUCUGAGGACAUAGGAAAUGUCUUCAUCAUAGGCGAGACAGAUGGGAUCAUCCGCACCUUUGACCUGUUCACGGCCUACGACCCGGGCUACUUCAUGGUGGAGGUAUUGGCACGGGACCUGGCGGGCCACAGUGACAUCACCAUGGUGGACAUCUACAUCCUGCGGGACAACCAGCGGGUGAAGAUCAUCAUCAACGAGAUACCCGAGCGGGUUCAACAGUUCCAGGAGGAGUUUAUCAGCCUGCUAUCCAACAUCACCAGAGCCAUAGUCAACACGGACGAUAUGCAGUUCCACGUGGACAAGAAAGGCAGAGUGAAUUUUGCCCAGACAGACGUGCUCAUACAUGUGGUCAACAAGCAGACCAACCGCAUCCUGGAUGUGGAAAAGGUGAUUCAGAUGAUUGAUGAGAACAAGGACCAGCUGAGGAACCUGUUCAGGAAUUACAACAUCCUGGACGUCCAGCCUGCCAUCAGCAGGAGAGCACCUGAUGACCUCACAACGCUACAGAUGGCCAUCAUUAUCCUAGCUGUGUUGCUCUUCUUGGCAGCCAUGUUGUUCAUCUUCACGAACUGGUACUAUCGCACAGUACACAAGAGGAAGCUGAAAGCCAUUGUAGCAGGAUCCACAGGAAACCAAGGUCUAAUGGACAUCCUGGAUAUGCCCAACACCAAUAUAUACUCAUUUGAGGGGGCCAACCCUGUUUGGCUGGACCCGUUCUGUCGGAACCUGGAGCUAGUUGCCCAGGCAGAUAAUGAAGAAGACCUGCCAGUGAACCUCAGUGAGAUCACUGACCUGUGGAACAGCCCUGCUCGGACUCACGGAACGUUUGGUCGCGAGCCCCAGGCCAAGCCUGAGGAUGACCGCUACCUGAGGGCAGCCAUCCAGGAGUACGACAAUGUCGCCAAGCUGGGCCAGAUCAUGAGGGAGGGGCCCAUUAAGGGCUCACUGCUCAAUGGGGUUUUGGACAACUACCUGAGGCUCAAAAAGCUAUUUGCAGCCAGACUGGUUACCAAGUCGACCAGCCAAUGCGACCAAUCGUCAGUCACAGAGCUGAUCCAGAGUGACCUGGAUGAUGACGAGGAUGACCGUGUGGGCAUGGGUGACAGCUGGGGCACGCUGCGAUUCAGACACAAGCUCCCCGUUGAGAUGAGGGGGCCCGACGGCGUCCACAGCAGCACGGGCACACUCCUAACCUCUGACCUCAACAGCCUGCCCGAGGACGACCAGCGGGCCCUGGCAAGCUCCACAGAGGCAUUGAACAUCACCGAUGGCGGGUUGUACUCCGAGCGCAACACCCGUACCGAGUCAGCCAAGUCCACACCGCUGCACCGUAACAAGGAUACUGACACGCUGACCGAGAGCCCACUGGAGAUCACAGAGUUAUGACUAGCCGAGGCCUCGCUGGUCUGAGAAGAGACACGACUGAGUGGAGUGUCCUACUGCUGUCCCCUUGCCUUCUCCCCUAUCCUCUCCUCAAAAACUGAGGGUCAGACACUGACCACUGUGACCAGGAUACAGCCAGGGGAGAUUGGGGAAAGCGGGUAGAGGGCCAGGGGUUGGAGGAGGUGGAGUGUGUGCAGUCUGGGAACUUAAAAUGUCAGUGAAGAUCUUUGUGAGCCAUGGAUGGCGUGUGUGAGGGAUCCCUUCAAAGAUGGAUAUUAAUUUGGUUUAGUGUCUAAUUGUGGACAAGAUGCAAAGACUUAGGGGCUCCUGAGUGGCACAGUGGUCUAAGGCACUGCAUCUCAGUGCUGGAGGCUUCACUACAGACAUCCUGGUUUGAAUCCAGGCUGUAUCACAACCAGCCGUGAUUGGGAGUCCCAUAGGGCGAUGCACAAUUGGCCCAGCGUCGUCCAGGUUUGCGCCGGCAUAGACCGCCAUUGUAAAUGAGAAUUUGAACUUAACCGACUUGCCUAGUUAAAUAAAGGUAAAAUAAAAAAUGACGUGUCAAGCGAGGACCUGGAACAUAGAAUAGCCGACCAAAUUGAAAGACUACUAAGAUUAAACAUCGUGAAAAAGAAUACACUAUGGCCAGCUUGUCUUGGACAUCUCUUGCAGGACACCAUUUGGUCUCCUACAGUCAUUCUAAGAUGGAGGCCAAUACUGCCUUCAUAAGGGGAGACCUGUCCAACAACAGCCUACUGUCAGACAGAAGUACAGUGUCCUUCUGGAGUUACGUCCUAGGUUGCACACACUCUCACAAAAAAAAGCCAGACCAGCGAACGGCCAACAAAUGGACUGUCAAAAAUAGUUAACAUGACAUAGAAAUGUAUGUUUUUUAUUUACUGUAAAAGAGGUAAGAGAUGAGCACUUAUUGGGUGAGGAAGGGAAGAGGGUAUACAUAAGGACAUUCUUUGAAUUGAAAGGACUUGAGGUUUGGAUAUGGGGACUGCAGUGCCCUUCUGUUCUGUCUCCCAAUGAAUGGGUUGUCUUGGGUAUCCCGAAUUUGGAGACCUAACUGGACACCAACAGACAUAGGUCUCCAUCAUGAUAUUUGACUAGAAAAGGACUACAGGACUCGUUUAAUUAUGUCAUCAUUGAGGAGCACAGACGAAGAGGAGGCUUUGUCUGGAUAUUAGCACAAGAGACAAUAAAUAAACCCACUCUGCUAUGGUGGCCAAGUAGCCUGGUUAAACCAGACUGAACGCUGAGCUCACCACUGUAACAUCUGUUUUGCGUGCCAGGCUAGUGGCCCAGCAGAGCAGCUCUAGGACUGAAUGAACCAAUAAUAAAAGAGAACACUCACUGUUACUCAAAGAGUACACUGAUAGACAGAGCCACAGCGAGUGCAUCAAUACAGUUCCUCGCUUCAAGUUACAUGGGCAAUAAAAAUAAUAAUUGGGACUGAGUAAGAGUGGAACAAUGCCUCAGUAUGGAACUGGAAGCCUUAUCUUCAGGCAAAAUUCAAUCCAUAGCACUGAAGAUCUGCGGUAUAGCAAGAUUGAGCCAAUAUAUGCAGUGUUUACCGUGAAUGCAGUCUCUGAGAACUGGGUUUUUAAAUUUCAUUCGCGCUAUACCCCAGAUCUUCAACCCUAUGGACUGAAUCUAGCCCUUGGAUUGCCAGAAGGGGUAAGGUGGGAAUAUAUAUAUAUAUAAAAGAAAAAGAGGGUAUGCUGCCCCACAAAAAAAAACUUGACAUUGCCACCAGUGUGAGUUCAUGGUCAAAAUGAGCAGGAUUUGCUUUAUUGUAAAGCAAAAAUAUAUAUCAUAAAAAAUGACCCGAAGAAAAAAAAAUGCUCUUACCAAAAUGGGUAGACAAAAUGGAUGUUUGAAAUAUGUGUACUACAUUGUACUUUGGAGACAUUUGUUGGGUUUCCUUUUGAAUAGCAACCGUUUCCCGACCUGAGUGUUAUGCAUGAUUUAUUUUUAUAUUCCCAUUUGUCAUUGUCACCCAGCCCUGAGUUAUGUGUUGAGAAAUGUUGUUGUGGAUGAUCUGUGAUAAAAAAAUAAAUAUGCAACUGCCUCCG